AUGCCUCCCAUCAAAAGGAAGACCUGGGACCACAAUGCCAUGAUACAAGCUGUGGAUGUAGUUCGAAGAAACGAAAUGGGAUACUUAAGAGCUGCAAAACGAUUUGGUGUUCCUAAAGGUACCCUUGAGCGCUAUGUAAAAAAGGAUGUCCGUGCAGAAGAUCUUGUCCAGGUUCGUAUGGGUAGACGACCAGCCUUACCCAUAGAUUUAGAAGCCGAGCUGGAAAGUUAUUGCAAAGAAAUGGAUAGACGAUUUUAUGGCUUACGCCUACAGGAUAUCAAAUACAUGGCGUUUCAAUUGGCUAUUAAAAACAAUCUAAGGCAUCCUUUCAGUGUGACUAAAGCCUCUGCUGGUAAAAAAUGGUUACGUGGAUUUUUGAGGAGACAUCCUACAUUAUCAAUUAGGACACCUGAAGCAGUUUCUGCCGCCAGAGUGAAAGGAUUUAAUCCGGUUGCAGUCGUCAACUUUUUCUCGCCUUUCGUCCUUAAUCCAGUGCCUAGGCUACAUAAGAAUAAUUCUUCUUCUAAGAAAACUGGAGCAGCUUCUAUAAUUACGGGUUCUCCAUAUAAGAACUCACUAGUAGAAUCCCUUAAUAAAAAGCAAGAAAAAGAAAAUAAGAAAACACAGAAGAAACGGUCAAAUAAAAAACCGCAGACAAGAAAAAGAAAAGAUUUGAAAAAGAAAAACGUUACAGAAGUUAGUUCCAGUUCCGAAGACGAUGACAUACCUGAGCUCGCAGAUAGCAGUGGGGAUGAAUAUGAUGCUGAAUGUCCCUUCUGUAACGGAAACUUUUCACAAGAUACAAGAGGAGAAAAAUGGGCUAAGUGUCAAGUCUGUUUUCGAUGGGCUCAUGAGGAUUGUGGAGAAGUAGCAUCGGAUAGUUUUUUGUGUUCUUUAUGCUUAGAUAUGUAA
This is a messenger RNA of Melitaea cinxia (Glanville fritillary), 912 nucleotides long. RefSeq lists its product as uncharacterized. Bases 1 to 912 code for a protein of 303 amino acids. The record is from RefSeq and is a predicted model, not a curated record. Lineage: Eukaryota; Metazoa; Arthropoda; Insecta; Lepidoptera; Nymphalidae. The transcript has 2 exons. Gene Ontology annotation, molecular function: DNA binding.